UCUCGUUCGUAUCACUACUGACUGACUUUCGCUAGUGGCAGUUCUACUCACUUCAGCAUGGCGGUUGGCUUAUUUGCGGUUCUGUUUUGUUUUGUGGCGGCGGCCAUUUCGGCGACGCACGAGACGUCCGCCUGCAGCAGGAGAGACUCUGUGGCAGCGGCGAGAUUCGCCGUCCACGUCAUCAACGCUCAACGACUGCACGGAUUCAAGUUCAAGCUGGUGGAGCUUGUGAGCAGCAAAUAUCAGAAGGACCUGUGGGGAGUUUGCUACAUUGCGUUGAAGGUGAAGCUGUUGCAGACCAAAUGUCACUUCACCAACCCCAAAUCUCACGAACGAUGCGACCUCUUCAGACCCGAUGAAAGGGGUGCGGCGGCCACAUGCGACGUCAAGCUUUACGUCAUGGGGCGUGUGGGCACAGUCACCCGAUACAACUGCGUGACCAAACCAGAGCCCUCCAACAAAGUGUUGGCUCAGAUUUGCCCCGGCUGCCCCACCCUGUCGCCUCUGGAUGACCCGACGGCCUUGAAGGCGGCACGGGAAGCGACGCUCCGCUUCAAUCGGGAUGGCAAGCGUCGCAAUUACUUUGCCCUGAUGGAAGUGGCUCAAGUCCUGACUGGGUACAUCGUUCACACGGGCACGAUCACCUGGCUCCAAUUGGUUCUGGUGGAGACGAUGUGCCUCAGAGAGGACGGCCUCAGAAACCGCAACGUCAACUGUGCGCCUCGAUGCCCGGACAAAGCGACUUACUACUACUGCCUCACAGACUAUGACGAGGUCAAAGAAGUACUGGGAGACCUGGAUUGUGACAGCUAUUCAAAAAAUCCCAGGCCCACGGCACCGGACGCUUGGGAGCCCACUUGCCAACUCUUCAACCAAAGCCCGAAAGCUUCCGCUUGCAAGGCGCAACUGAACGACCCCAACCCAGACAAGUCUGUCCACCACAUUUGUCCCUUCCCACUUAAGUGAUCAUUAAAAGAGGGCAAA
Molecule: messenger RNA, 984 nt
Organism: Corythoichthys intestinalis (scribbled pipefish)
Lineage: Eukaryota; Metazoa; Chordata; Actinopteri; Syngnathiformes; Syngnathidae
Product: antihemorrhagic factor cHLP-B-like
Exons: 7
Coding region: 58-966 (302 amino acids)
Biological process (GO): negative regulation of endopeptidase activity
Cellular component (GO): extracellular region; extracellular matrix; blood microparticle
Molecular function (GO): endopeptidase inhibitor activity
Source: RefSeq, a predicted model, not a curated record